AUGGCCCAGGCUGCUCCGAGGCGACAGGACUGUUGGGGCCGAAUCCUCUUUUGUUUUCUCCUGGGGAUGGUGUGGGAGAAUGGAGCUGGGCAGAUUCGCUAUUCUGUGUGGGAGGAAAUGCAAAAAGGUUCUUUUGUGGGUGAUGUGGCCAAGGAUCUGGGCUUGGAGCCUCAGAAGCUUUCGGAGAGCGGAGCCCGCAUAGUCUCCAGAGGUAAGACGCAGCCUUUUGCUCUGAAUGUUAGAAGCGGCAGUUUGUUGACCGCGGAUAGAAUAGACAGAGAAGAGCUUUGCCCCGGGACCCCAAAGUGCCUUUUAAAUGUCGAGAUUCUAAUGGACGACAAAAUCAACAUUUAUGGAGUGGAAAUAGAAGUGAUGGAUAUUAAUGACCAUGCUCCCCGCUUCCGGGUAGAUGAAGUGGAAAUAAAAAUCAGUGAGAAUGCAGCAGUGGGGACGAGUUUUCCACUUCCGAAUGCUAGGGAUCCAGAUUUGGAAAGAAAUUCCCUCCAGAAUUACCAGCUAAGCUCAAAUAGUCACUUCUCUUUGCACGUGCAAAGUAGAACCGAUGGGGCCAAGUACCCGGAGCUUGUGUUGGAGAGGGCACUAGACCGGGAGGAGGAACCCGUCCACUACCUCACCCUCACAGCCAUGGACGGGGGAAAUCCUGUGCGAUCGGGAACUGCGAGAAUUCGCGUGGCCGUUCUGGAUAUUAACGACAACCCGCCAGUGUUCCCUCAGUCGGAAUACAGCGUGAGUGUUCCUGAGAAUGUGCCCAAGGGGACCCUGCUACUCACAGUCAAUGCCACUGACCCUGAUGAAGGAGUUAAUGGGGAAGUGACAUAUUCAGUGAGAUACUUCAAAGACGAAACUUCUGAGAUUUUCCAUCUGGAUUCUCACACAGCUCAGCUCUUUACUCGAGAAACCCUGGACUUUGAGGAGUUUGCAGCCUAUGAAAUGGAAAUUCAAGGACGGGACGGUGGUGGUCUCUUAAAUCGCGCUAAAGUACAGGUUACAGUUCUGGAUGUGAAUGACAACACUCCAGAGAUUAUUGUCGCUUCUUUAUCCAGCUCGGUUCCGGAACACUCACCUCCUGGGACCGUGAUUGCUCUUUUAAACGUGCAUGAUCGAGACUCUGGAGACAAUGGUAGAGUCAUAUGUUCCAUUCCCGAACAUCUACCCUUUAAAUUAGAAAAAUCUUACGGAAAUUAUUACCGUCUGAUGACUGUCAGAGCCUUAGACCGGGAGCAGGUUUCUGAGUACAAUUUCACCGUGACAGCCACGGACCAAGGGAUUCCAUCGUUAUCUACAAGCACCCACAUUUCCCUGCACGUGGCAGACAACAAUGACAACCCACCCAGCUUCCGCCAAGCAUCCUACUCUGCCUACAUACGAGAAAACAAUCCUAGAUCUGCUUCCAUUUAUUCAGUGACAGCUAGUGACCCGGACAGUGGGGAAAACGCCCAUAUUACUUACUCUAUUGAGGAAGAUACCAUCUAUGGGACUCCACUCUCCUCCUACAUCUCCAUUAACUCUGAGACUGGUGUUCUCUAUGCUCUGCGCUCCUUCGAUUAUGAACAGUUCCGGGAUUUGCAGCUAACAGUGACUGCCCAGGAUUCCGGGAAACCUCCUCUAAGUAGCAACGCAACCUUGAAUCUAUUCAUUCUAGAUCAAAAUGACAACGCCCCGGAAAUCCUGUACCCAACCUUCCCAACAGAUGGUUCCACAGGAGUAGAAUUGGCUCCUCGUUCUGCAGAGCCAGGCUACCUAGUGACUAAAGUUGUAGCAGUGGAUGGAGACUCUGGACAGAAUGCCUGGUUGUCCUAUCGCCUGCUCAAGGCCUCAGAGCCAGGCCUCUUCUCUUUGGGCCAGCACACAGGUGAAAUCAGGACAGCUCGGGCUUUCCAUGACAAAGACUCCCUCAAGCAGAGUCUAGUGGUGGCAGUCACUGACAAUGGGGAACCUCCUUUAUCUGCAACAGUUAGUGUCACAGUGGCUGUGGCAGACAGCAUCCCAGAAAUCCUCUCAGACCUUAGCAACCCGAAGGCCUUUGAAGACCAACAGGAUUCAAGCCUCACACUCUAUCUGGUCAUUUCUGUGGCUACUGUUUCCUGCUUUUUCUUUAUAUUCAUUAUAAUCAUAUUGGCACUCAAGCUUCGAAAGUGGCGGAUUUCCAAACUGUUGGAAUCAACCAAUGGACAUUUUUCAGGGGUUGGUGCUUCACAGUUUGUUGGCAUUGAUGGAGUUAGAGCUUACCUCAAGACUUACUCCCAUGAGGUUUCCCUCACCAUGGAUUCUCAAAAGAGCCAAAUGCUUUUUCCUCAACCCAACUAUGCAGAUACUUUAAUUAGUCAAGAUAGUUGUGAGAAAAAGGACUCUGUGUUGGUAUCAGAUUAUAUGCCUGGCACAGUUUUAUUACAAAAUGAACAGAACUAUCUUCAGGUGCUGAAGAGAUAG
Antechinus flavipes (yellow-footed antechinus) is the source of this 2451-nucleotide messenger RNA. RefSeq names its product protocadherin gamma-A12-like. Lineage: Eukaryota; Metazoa; Chordata; Mammalia; Dasyuromorphia; Dasyuridae. Gene Ontology annotation, molecular function: calcium ion binding. The transcript is spliced from 2 exons. Gene Ontology annotation, cellular component: plasma membrane. Gene Ontology annotation, biological process: homophilic cell-cell adhesion. The coding region runs from base 1 to 2451 and encodes 816 amino acids. The record is from RefSeq and is a predicted model, not a curated record.